Molecule: messenger RNA, 3968 nt
Organism: Ictalurus furcatus (blue catfish)
Lineage: Eukaryota; Metazoa; Chordata; Actinopteri; Siluriformes; Ictaluridae
Gene: exoc3l4
Product: exocyst complex component 3-like 4
Exons: 13
Coding region: 366-2498 (710 amino acids)
Biological process (GO): exocyst localization; exocytosis
Cellular component (GO): exocyst
Molecular function (GO): SNARE binding
Source: RefSeq, a predicted model, not a curated record
CUUAAUAAAUCUGUGCAUAGCCUAUGUGUGUAGCACGUUUACGUCCGAAUGUGCGCAAAAAUAGGAAGUGAUUUCAACACAGACCCAUAUUUAUGUAUAAAUAUAACUUUUCGUCAGACAAGUUAGUGAGAGUACUCAGGACAGACAGGCUUGUUAGGUGUUUUUGUUUGUUUGUUUAGGUUUUUUUUAACACCUGGUUGAAAUGGUGUGUCGCUUUAAUACCUGUGGUGUGGUCAUAACGACGGGCAGGUGAUUUCCGAAGGGUAAAACGAAGGUAACGUUUAAAGCACGGAAAGCGAAAGGAAUAUUUCGCAUUUGAGGUUUUCAGGUGUCUACUAGUCUGACCUGCAGUGGCUUAUGAUCACAUGCCUUUGGCUGGAAGGAUGGCAGAUAAUGUAAGAGGUGAAGCAGAUGGACCUAGUGACAUUUCAGCAUGUGGUGAGGAUGUAUUAGCAGAAAUGACAGAAAAUAACAAAAGACAAAAUUUAAAAAAAAAGAAUAGCAUAAUAAAGUCUGUCAGAGAAAGCUUUCGACUGCCUUUGGCCCUGAAAAACAAAGAGGCAAAUAACAAAAUAGAGAAGACAAACACUGGAAAUGACCAUGGAAAUUCCUCUGACGAUCUGGUACAAUCUCCAGCCUCACCAAAAGAACAGCUUACAAAACAGGAAUCUAAGUCUUACAUCCUAACUGAGAUCCCCCCAGUACCUUUAUCAGUAAUGGAGAUUAACAAUCUCAUUAAGAAUAAUAUCUUGGGAGAGGCCUAUCUCAAUAUACUCUCUUUGCGGGAGGAGGUUCAGUGUGAGCAGGAUGCAUUGAAAAAGGAUGAAAAAGCUUUUCCACUGGAACUGUUAAAUAAAAAGAAAGAUGUGAGUCUGCUCUACAACAACCUGAGAGAUAAGCUUACUGAAAUUGUCCAUCAAUCCUCUACCCAGCCUUCUUGCAAUAAAGAGCUACUAGUUCAGGUGGCUAGCAUCAUCCAAGAGGAGGAAAAGAGAGAAGGAGAUGCGGAGCAGAUGGGGGUAUGGAGAGAUGUAUGGAGGGCUGCCAUAGAGAGAGGAGUGAAAGAGACACUCAAUAAGAUUCACCUGGACAGCUAUGAGGAAAAUAUUUCCUGGUUGGCAGUACAUUUAGGACAAGUGGGAAAAGUGAUUGUUGAACAGUUGGAGAAAGUAAAAGCAGAGCUUACAAGCUCUUACCCCCCAAGCUUUAAUGUGUUCGAAACAUACGUUUCAAUCUUUCAUAAAGUUGUGGGGGAACACCUGAAAGGGCUUCUGGGAAAAGUGACAGAACUGAAGGAUUACCACGCCCUUCUGGAUUUUAUUUUGAACCAUUACCACAGUGAGAAGAUUAUGGGAAGCAAUUCCUUGCAGCCAGAACUGAAGGAGGAGCUGAAGACUCUUAAACUAGAUGAAGAUUUUCUAGAUCAGAUCAAGAAUGCAUACUGCAAUCGCUUACAGGCAGAUGUUAGAUCAUCUCUGGACAACAUUAUUAAGCUGGAACAUGAUGAGAUGUGGAAAGAUAAAAAUAAACCACAGAUUAAUGAGGAACUUUACCUCUCUCACGUUCACAUGGACAUCCUGAUGUAUAUUUCAGGACGAAUCCAGGUAUCCAGUUUGCUUGAUGUAAAAUUGGAGCAUAGAGUUAUGUGCUGCUGCCUUCAUGAGCUAAAGGAAUUUCCCAAACGAUUUGAGUCGGCCUUUGUACAAUGGAACAAAACUCUUCUGGAUCCCUCCCUAUGGGUUGAAUAUCACAUUACUUACAUCAACAGCUUUAGCGAUUUGAAAGAGCAAAUUGAGAGCUACAGACAGAAGUGUCGAAGUCAGGUGGAGCAGCUGGACAAGGAGAUAAAUGGACUGGUUAAAAUGCUGAGCCAGGCUCUACUAGACCAUUUCAAAAAUGACACUAAGCCUCUUCUAAAGAUGAUGAUGACAAAGAAGUGGCUGUCCUCCGAUGAAGACUUUCAACAGUUGCAUAAGAGAAUUGAAACUCUCUCCCAACAAUGCAAACAUAUGAGUCCCCAACAUGUACAGGAAUUCGUGAGUGGUGUGCAUUACUUUGUUGUGAAGGAGUAUAUAUCUCAGUUGAUGAAAAAUAACUACUCAUGCAAAAACAGGAAGAACGAAAACGCUGCCGCCAAAAUAGAAGUGCAAUGGGGAGAACUCCGUGAGCUCUUUGAAGAAAUGAAUUCUGUUCAACAUUGGCUCUAUCCAGUAGGGGAACACCUGCAAAAGAUCAUUGGAGAGAGAAAGAGUGAAAUAAAGAAUUACCUACAGCCAUUAGUUGAUGACUAUCCAGAUUUCAGACAAAAGCAUCUCUCAGCAGUAUUGUAUUUUCGUGGAGUAACACGUUGCAGGCAGAGACAGAUGAUCCUACAGACGCUUUCUGACCUGAAGCAAAAUGCCAGGAAUGCUGGGAGUACACAGCAUGCACUAUUCAAUGAAAUGGAGGCAGCAGUGAACACAGAUUGCCUAGUCAAUAUGCCAUGCUAUCUCCACUAAUUGUCUGUUCUUAACACAAGUGUUACCAGUUGAAAAAAACACGUAUAUUUUAUACACUAUUCUAAAGUAACAUCAGGGGUUUUGAAACCCGUGUGCUAUGGUUUUAGAACAAACACAUACUACAGUGGCAGCCACAGGACCUGAUUUGCUUUAAAGCUGGAAGGAUGAGUUUAGAACAUAUUCACACUUCAGUUCCACUUUUUAUUAGAAGAGUUUUGAAUUGAGAGAGCCUGCUCACAACCUGAUUUUGAUCAUACCAUAUGCAUUGAAUUUUAAGAGUAGCAUUAUACAGUAAAAGCCUAUAUGCUAAUAUGUAUAGUAGCGAAAAGGAAGAUUUCAGCCAGACAGCCCUCGUUUGCAAAGAAUGUAAAUAUUUGGUACAGUUUUAUAAAUAUUUGUAUUUAUAAUAAAUAACAUAUAUUUUUAAAAUGUGAAUUUUAGGAUGAAUGUAUUUAGUGGUGUGUCUAAUAAUUUUAAAAUGAUAACAUCCUUCCAGUUACUUCAAAUAUAUGUCUGGGCUGCACUUUCAUCUUCUUGGCUAUGACUUUACACACACAUGGUUAUAUAAGAUGCAUUUCUAAUUUAUUUUCCAAUCGUGAUACAGAGCCUGUGAUUAUACAGUGUCUUUUGGGAAAAAAUGAUGUUGGGUUGUGUUCUAAUUUUGUCUGCUUUUGAAAUUCCCCAGCAAUGUCAAUAUCAGAGAAAGAUUUCAGACCAUCUCAGUAUACCACGGAAACACAGAAAGGUAAUGAGCAGGACUGACAAGAAAAGCUAAAAGAUAGUGAUCAGUUGGGAUAGGACCUGGACAAAAAUAGAAAUUGGCAGUUGUACAGACUUUACUGCAGUAUUUAAAAGAGGCUUCAGAUAGGAACCAUAAGGCAUGCUGGGGUUGCAACAACUUGAUACUGAUACUGAGCUGAUGAUAGUGUCCACCCAUGUGUGAUCUGAUUGCAGGAAAGGGGUGAAAUGACCACAAACAUUAUACGGCCUAAAAUAUUUUGUGUAAAUAUUAUUAUUAUUAUUAUUAUUAUUAUUAUUAUUAUAGAAUAGAUAGCCAGACACUCUGUUUUGUCUAUACUGUAUUUCUAUAGAGUGAUAGCUAAAUCGUUGUUUAACAAUAUAGCCUGAGUGUGUUGAUUACUUGUAUAGUUGAUUACUUAUUUUUAUGUGUGAAUAACACUCUCACUGCUCGAAAUGAAGCAGCGUGUUUGAUGAAUCUGAAAAUCUUUCGGUUUCACACAGUAUACAAGCAUGAGUAAAAUUAACGAAUGAGUACUUCAAUAUCCUUGUGCAUUCAUGAAUUUUAGUAUUCAGCUUUAUUUACAUUGUCUAUGGACUUCAAUAAGCAGAAGGUUGGAGAAUUAAGGCAUUGGGCCUCUAUUAAUGCUAAUGAAUUAAUGUGUGUUUCCUGAAAAGUCUUUCUCAUUGGGCCUCUGUGAAUCCUAAUAAACUAAUGUGUCUGUCUUGAAA